CCAAAUUCUAAUUCUCCCAUUCUAUCCAUACCAAGCUUGCAAACCCUAACAAUGGAGAACCCUUCAAUCUCGUAAUAGUCAUCAAUUUUCAGGGGUUUAGGGUUUGAUUCUUGCUCUGAAGGAGAACGGAACUGAAGGAGAACGGAAGUGGAUUGGCAGAUGGAUGCAGGAUUAGUGGAUGAUAUAAUAAGGAGAUUGUUGGAGGUCCGUGGUAGGCCUGGCAAGCAGGUUCAGCUUUCGGAGACUGAGAUUUGCCAGCUCUGCCACGUUUCCAAGGAGAUUUUCUUGGAGCAGCCCAUUUUCCUUGAGCUUGAAGCGCCCAUCAAGAUUUGUGGUGAUAUUCAUGGCCAGUAUUCAGAUCUCUUGAGGCUUUUUGAGUAUGGUGGAUUUCCUCCUGAAGCCAAUUAUCUGUUUCUAGGAGAUUAUGUAGAUCGUGGGAAGCAAAGUCUUGAAACCAUUUGUCUUCUUUUAGCCUAUAAAAUUAAGCAUCCAGAGAACUUUUUUUUGCUGAGAGGGAAUCAUGAAUCCGCAUCUAUUAAUCGUAUUUAUGGAUUUUAUGAUGAGUGUAAGCGUAGAUUUAGUGUGAAAUUAUGGAAGGUAUUCACCGAGUGUUUUAACUGCCUACCUGUGGCUGCUCUUAUUGAUGAGAAGAUUCUCUGUAUGCAUGGGGGUCUUUCUCCAGACCUUAGUAGCUUGGAUCAAAUACGAAAAAUAGCACGCCCAAUUGAUGUUCCUGAGACUGGUUUGCUUUGUGACCUUCUUUGGUCUGAUCCAAUUAAAGAUGUUCAAGGCUGGGGAAUGAAUGAUAGGGGUGUCUCAUAUACCUUUGGGCCUGAUAAAGUGUCUGAGUUUCUUCAGAAACAGGAUCUGGACCUCAUCUGCCGUGCUCACCAGGUAGUUGAAGAUGGAUAUGAAUUCUUUGCUGACCGACAACUUGUUACAAUUUUUUCUGCACCUAAUUAUUGUGGCGAAUUCGAUAAUGCUGGAGCCAUGAUGAGUGUAGAUGAAACCUUGAUGUGCUCUUUUCAAAUUUUAAAACCGACGGAGAAGAAACCGAAGUUUGGAUUUGGAAGUACAACCACCGCUAAAGCUGGAACUUCACCACUUGGAGUCAAGCAGUCCUUUCUUGGUGCAAAAUCAUAAGAGGUUAUUAUGACAUGGAUUUUCGGCAUUGUGCACAUUUGGAUUAACUCGGCGCUUUCCCGGAGACAACAUAAUUCACAUCAAGUUGUGAAGCCAAGAUCUUCGACGUGAAGAAAGAAAUUUUCUUCAGAAAAUCUUGAACUAAAUGAACCAUGCUUUGUUGAAUGCUCUGAAAUUGCUUGAGCCUCAGAAAAAAAGAGCAGAUACAAUUAGACAUUUUUUUUUGGUUGAAAAUGUGAAUAUCGCAACUAUUGAUCAGUGUUACGUGUUUUCUUCUAGUUUUUGUUUAGGCAGUUCUGAAAUAUUGAAAACCUCAUUCUGGCAGGAUUUCAUGGCAUGCUCAA
Molecule: messenger RNA, 1487 nt
Organism: Dioscorea cayenensis subsp. rotundata (Guinea yam)
Lineage: Eukaryota; Viridiplantae; Streptophyta; Magnoliopsida; Dioscoreales; Dioscoreaceae
Product: serine/threonine-protein phosphatase PP1-like
Exons: 4
Coding region: 160-1143 (327 amino acids)
Cellular component (GO): cytoplasm; nucleus
Molecular function (GO): protein serine/threonine phosphatase activity
Source: RefSeq, a predicted model, not a curated record